Oncorhynchus nerka (sockeye salmon) is the source of this 4830-nucleotide messenger RNA. It is a transcript of the gene atosb, whose product is annotated as atos homolog protein B. The transcript is spliced from 10 exons. The coding region runs from base 838 to 2757 and encodes 639 amino acids. NCBI's taxonomy places the organism in Eukaryota, Metazoa, Chordata, Actinopteri, Salmoniformes, Salmonidae. The record is from RefSeq and is a predicted model, not a curated record.
UCUAUUUCAUGGCGGAGGUCUUCGAUGAGCACAGCUGAAGUGCAGAAAAGCAAAUACGAGCGACGUCGCCAGACAGCAAGCAAAAAAAGCUAGCUAGUUGUGUUCAGAGAGAAGAGGAGUGACGACGAGACUGCUUUAAAAAAAUAUAUAUUUUCGAUGACAGACGCUGCAAUGAACCUUUCUUCAAAGCUAGCUAACGUUUAUAUAGCAAUCCGAUCUUUGAAUUUAAACAGAGACGUUUGAUGUGAAGUCGGCCAGGGUUGUCCUGGAGCGAAAAUAAAAGGCCAAAACUGCGUUUCUGAGACGAAGGGAAUGUCUAAUUAACAUCUCUGUACGUGUCAAGCCUGUCAUUCCCUUCGUGUAGGUGCUAGUUACUGCGCUGGGAUUCUCUGUGGAAUGACCGUGUCAUGAUGCAGUCGCUGAGUCUCACCCCGCACCCAGGUGACGAGGGAGGGUGUCUCCGGCCGUCGGCCAAUCACAGAAGGUGCUUUAGGAUAGUCACUUCCUGUUUGUGUUCAUCAAUACUUCCUCUCGGAACCCUCCAGCCUCACUGAUGUCCCGCCCCCUUGGCCGAAGUGCCAGGAUUCCGGUCUGGAAGAAGGUUUUGACUUCCCCUACAGGUUUGUUUAGGUGCUAUGCGUCUCUACUUCCUGGUUUACCGUGUGCUGAUGAUGUCACAGAAGGAAGUAUAGGACCUCUCUGCCUGUAGAACAUCAGCCUCCUUGCACUUUCUAGAACUUCCUGUUUCCUGCUGCUGCUUGACUACCUGUUAAAUUGCACAACAUCUCUCAGACACUCUUAAGGCUCUGACCUCUAACCUCUGAACCCCAAGCAGCCAUGAGGCACAUUCACGUAGAUCUGACGCACGGCAGCAAGGAGGAGCUGGCUCCUGUGGAGCUUCCAUCCCACGAGGGGGACCUGUCUUCUCCUGCAGCCCCCUCACAGGGCCCUGAUCCUGGGGUGAUGGUUGGGGUUUCCAGGCACUUUGGUCAGGAGCAGCUGCGUCUCCAGAAGGUCUACCAGCUCUCUAUCUUCUCCCAGCUGGGGGGGUUCUCAACCUCCGACCCCCCCAGGACAAGUGAGGCCCAGCCGGGACAGGCCCCUCGGAUAGCCAGGCAGGGGGUCAAGAGGGGCCUGGAGGAGCCCAAGCUUAGCCACAAAUGGCCCCACCUGGCUGGGGACACAUACAGAGAUGGUGACACCCUGGAAGAAGGGGUUCUGUGUGGGCCAGGACCUGGGGUAGGGGUUGGGAUGGGGGUAGGGAUAGGGCAGGUAUUCUCCUGCGUCAUGGUCGAUCACAGAGACUCAGAUGGGGACCUGUCACCUAGAUCCCCCCCACCUGAACCCCUCUCCCCCGGCCACACCCCCGCCCGACGCCCCGCCCAGCACAACCACGACAGGCCCGUCCCGGACCCGUGGGCUCCGCUGUCUCCCCACAGCUCCCCUGGCUCCCGCAGCCCCUUACCCAGCACAGAGCCUCCUUCUGAUCCUGGAGGGUCCGGGACGGGCUGCAGUAGUGGCUCCUCAUCGGGACAGCGUCAGCCCAACUCCUGCAGUGACGAGGGUUCCUAUUGGGCCCCCGGAGCCUUCGAAACCCCCAAUCCCCCUGGACCUCCCCUCGGACCUACAGGCUCCCUCUCCCCCAACUACCUUCUCACCACAGACCCCAAGGGUCCCGGGGAGGGCAGUGAGUGUGGGGCCGAACUAGAAUCCACCCCGCCCCGUCCCAGUACCACAGCAUCCACCAACGAGCUGGCCUCCCUGGAGAAGACCCCCAGCACCAGCGGGUUCCGUGGGGUCCCCUCGGUCCCCUGCCCUGCUAAGAAGAAACUUCUAUCCUCUAGCGACACAGCAGAGUCGUGUUCGGAGGAUGAGGGCCCCUCUACCUCUAAGAGGAGCCGUCUGGCCCUGCUGGCCCCUGGCUUAGGGCUGGCCUCCUGCAGGGGCACCGAUGCCAAGGCUGCCCCCUUCUGGAGCCACCUGCUGCCUAACGCACAGGGCCGGGACCAUGCCAAGAGUGUACCAGAAGUCAGCAGAACCAGCAGGAGGUUGAAAAGUCGACAGCUGCGUAGUGGACGGCGCACAGACACCUUGUGUCGUUCUGCUCGGUCAGGCUGGCCCUCUUCCUCAAUCAGCCGGUCACUACUGGGCAACUUUGAGGAGUCGAUCUUGAAGGGUCGUUUCUCUCCGUCGGGUCGUAUCGAGGGCUUCACAGCAGAGAUCGGUGCCAGCGGAUCCUACUGCCCUCAACACGCCACUCUGCCUGUACACGUCACCUACUACGACAUCUCAGAGCACAGCGCACCCUCACCCUUCCUGGGAGUGAUCUCCUUGGAGCCUCUUGGAAAGAAGGGAUACAGCGUACCCAAAGCAGGGACCAUCCAAGUGACCUUAUUCAACCCCAAUAAAACUGUGGUGAAGAUGUUCCUCGUGACCUAUAACUUUGGGGACAUGCCCGUCAAUCACAUGACCUUCCUGCGUCACCGCAUCUUCCUGGUUCCCGUGGAGGAGGCGGGGCCAGGUGGGAAGGGGGAGGGGCCUACAGAGCCCAGGGCAACACCCACAGAGAGGAAGAAGAUUCUCUGCUACUUGAUACACCUCAGAUUCCAGAGCUCCAAAUCUGGGAAGAUUUACCUGCACAAUGAUAUCCGGCUGCUUUUCUCCCGCAAGUCCAUCGAGGUGGACACAGGGAUCCCUUACGAGCUCAAAUCUUUCACCGAGGUGCCAAGAAACCCCAAAUACUCCCCCCGUGUGUGACCCUACGGCUCCUAAUCCCUGACCCCUAACGCAGCCCGGAAUAGGGCAUAGACAGACUGCUCAGUACAUCGACGAGAACUUGAAUAGACUUUACAUACAUACAUACAUACAUACACUAUAUAUACAAAUGUCUGUGGACACCCCUUAAAAUUUGUGGAGUCGGCUAUUUCAGCCACACCCGUUGCUGAUAGGUGUAUAAAAUCGAGCACACAGCCAUGCAUUCUCCAUAGACAGGCCAUUCUACUGCCAAUGUUUUACUGAAGAGCUCCGAGACUUUCAAUGUGGCACCGUCAUAGGAUGCCACCUUUCCAACAAGUCAGUUUGUCAAAUGUAUGCCCAGGUAGAGCUAGCCCCGGUCAACAACGGCUCAGCCGCCAAGUGGUAGGCCUCACAAGCUCACAGAACGGGACCGCCGAGUGCUUAAGCGGGUAAAACUCCUCUGUCCUCGGUUGCAACGGUCCGUUCCAAACUGCCUCUGGAAGCAACGUCAGCACAAUAACUGUUCGUCGGGAGUUUCAUGAAAUGGGUCUCCAUGGCCAAGCAGCCGCACACAAGCAUAAGAUCACCACGCGCAAUGCCAAGCGUCGGCUUGAGUGGUAUACAGCUCGCCUAUAUUGUACUAUGGAGUAGUGGAAACGCGUUCUCUGGAGUGAUGAAUCACGCUUCACAAUCUGGCAGUCUGACGGGCGAAUCUGGGUAUGGCGGAUGCUAGGAGAACGCUAUCUUUCCCAAUGCAUAGGGCCAACUGUAAAGUUUGGUCUGUGGCUGUUUUUCAGUGAAGGUAAAUCUUAACUCUACAGCAUAUAAUGACAUUCUAGACGAUUCUGUGCUUCCAACUUUGUGGCAACAGUCUGGGGAAGGCCCUUUCCUGUUUCAGCAUGACAAUGCCCCCGUGCACAAAGCGAGGUCCAUACAGAAAUGGUUUGUUGAGAUCGGUGUGGAAGAACUUGACUGGCCUGCACAGAGCCCUGACCUCAACCCCAUCGAACACCUUUGGGAUGAAUUGGAACACCGACUGCGAGUCAGACCUAAUCGCCCAAAAUCAGCGCCCAACCUCACUAAUGCUCUUGUGGCUGAAUAGAAGCAAGUCCUCGCAGCAAUGUUCCAACAUCUAGUGGAAAGCCUUCCCAGAAGAGUGGAGGCUGUUAUAGCAGCAAUGUUCCAACAUCUAGUGGAAAGCCUUCUCAGAAGAGUGGAGGCUGUUAUAGCAGCAAAGGGGGGGGGGGGGACAACUCCAUAUUAAUGCCCAUGAUUUUGGAAUGAGAUGUUUGAUGAGCAGGUGUCCACAUACGUUUGGUCAUGUAGUGUACAUGCAUGCAUAAAUACAAACAUGCACAGACAACAAGCAUUGAUUGAUACUUGCACCCAAGCUAAGCAGACUCGUGUGUGUACACAACUCACAGUACACAUGACCACUCUUCUGUCUAGAGUUGAGUGUUAACAUGCCUUGUGACCUAACCUAAAAACCAGUUGUACUCUAGUGCCAUUCGUUUCACACACACUGUCCUUCAUUCACUCUGCCUGCACCUGCCCUCUCACCCCCUCGGUGGACCAAUGGACAACCCUGCCACCUCAAAUCAGCCAGCCAAUAGGAAGCCGGCAAGCCGCUAAUGGAGCACACAUUGGGAGAAGAGGACUGUAAAAGAGCAUUAAACAAGCACAUCCCAGUAAAGGGGGGAGGGACAAAACACAAACUGUAUUUAACUGGAGAGAAAAGAGACAGAGGAGCAGUAGUGAAACAAAGACUGAUUUAUCUCAAUCAAUUGAAGAAUAAAGAUUAAGAUAUCAGAUGUGUGACACACCCUGCAAACGCCGAAAACAAUUGGCUACACUCAGGACUUAACUGUACUGUAUUUUGAUUGAAGCCUAUAGACGUUCCAGGGAACCUCCCCCAUUUCAAGCGACAUGGUAUGGAUCACUGUGUAGGAUGUAAGUGGGGAAUAUACCAUGUAGUGGGUGGAAGGGGUGGAUGCUUCCUUUCAUGUAGACAGAUGGAGGGUUCACUGUGUUUUUAGUUUUCUUUCUGUAGGAUUUAAUCUAUGUUCGCAAAUGUCUUAAAAAGCUGCACAAUUA